UAGCUUGGUUUGUGCGUGUUUGUAUUGUAUUUUGUUUAGGACUUUCAAUCCCUUUAUCUUAUUCAUCUUCUUUUUAGAAAAAAACUCUCCUGUGCUUCUUUGGAACUGUAGGUAUAUAAGCAGAAGCUGUUGAUUGAGGAAGUUCUAGAUCGACAGUCUUGGUUCCAUUAGAGAGGCAUUGAGUAUUACAACACUCAUAUAACCAUAGUACCAUUCCUUCAAAAUGAACCGCCAAUAUGGCGAAGAUCAUGGUGAGGUGACUGUGAUGGGAUUUGAAGUUCCAAGAUCACCCGAUUCAAGCUACAACAAUGCUUAUCCCGGGAACGAAGACGAGGGGCGGGACCCGCCAUCAUUCCCUCCACACCUUCACCAGACCGUGCUAAAUGAACCACCAGCAAAAAGUGACCAAUGCGGAGCGCCCCUCACGUCACCGCAGAAUGUGGUCCUAAAUCAUCUUUACAUUGAGAGCAGCAACAAAGAAACCCCGAGAACUGUCGUGGCUUUAGGUGCAACACAGCGUUUCCGUUCGAAAUAUGUUACAGUCGUGCUUUACAAACCUGUCCCUCGAAGGGUAGGCGGUAGUGUCUGAAGUGAAAUUGUUGCAACUUUUUCUCUUUUUAGAUACCGGAGUUUCACCUUUUAGUUUUACACCGCAUUCAAGAUCUUAACAAGUUAAGAGUAUUAUUACCUUUUGUACUUAGUAUGAUGUAUAUGGAGAACGGAGACUUGCUAGAUAAACCGUAUUUAGUGGACAUCUUCUAUGGUGGCAGUGGCGCAUUACAGUGUCCAGCAAUGAUUUAAGAGCAAUAAAAACUUUUUUUUGGUCUUCUUUGAAUCUUUGGUACCAAAUAUUAAUGAUGUAUAAUGAUUAAUGAUGCAUAUUGUUUAUAUAGAAUGAUUGUAAUUGAAGCCA
Molecule: messenger RNA, 913 nt
Organism: Cuscuta europaea
Lineage: Eukaryota; Viridiplantae; Streptophyta; Magnoliopsida; Solanales; Convolvulaceae
Source: the annotation of a GenBank genome assembly